GCGCAUGCGCGGGGCGAGCGGCCGGCCGCCCCACGUUCCCGUGAUGCACCGGGUUUUCAAACUGUUAGCGGCGCGAGGGGAGCGGCUCGAGACAGAGCGAGGAGAGAAGAGAAGAGGCAUACACAUUAUUUUGGUGGGGAAACUUCCAGUUUGAAAUAGCAAAAAUGGAUAAAGGCUGCCCUUUCAAAUCUCCCUGCCAGCAGGAACAUAAAAAAUCCCAUUCAGGUUGUAGUGAUGACAAUCGUAUUCCUCUGUCCAUUCCUGCUUCCCCCUUCAUGAAGAAGCUGGGCUAUGGCACUGGUGUCAAUGUUUAUCUCAUGAAAAGAUCCCCCACAGGCAAAUCAAAUUCUCCAUGGGCUGUGAAAAAGAUUAAUACCAAGUGUAAUGUGAAGCAGAAAAGUGUUUACCUGGAGAGACUUCAGAUAGAGGCCAAACGCUUAAAAGAUCUUGAACAUCCUAACAUUGUUGGAUAUCGAGCUUUUAUGAAAGCCAAUGAUGGAACACCAUGUCUGGCUAUGGAGUUUGGAGGAGAGAAGUCUCUGUAUGAUCUGAUAGAAGAAAGAAGUGAAAAUGGGAAAGCACCUUUUCCUGCUUCUACCAUCUUUAAAGUAGCUUUGCAUGUGGCUUAUGGAUUGAAGUACCUGCACAAUGAGAAGAAAUUGCUACAUGGAGAUAUUAAAUCUUGCAAUAUAGUAAUUAAGGAAGACUUUGAGACCAUUAAGAUCUGUGAUGUAGGUGUUUCGCUUGAAUUGGAUGAGAACAUGCAAGUGAGUGGUCCAAAUGUAACAUACAUUGGGACUGAACCAUGGAAGCCAAGAGAGGCUCUGGAAGAAAAUGGUCUAAUUACAGACAAAUCAGACAUCUUUGCCUAUGGCCUUACAUUGUGGGAAAUGAUGACCCUUUCUAUGCCUCAUGUAAAUAUUUCUGACGACUCUUUUGAUGACGAUAGUUUUGAUGAGGAUACUUAUUAUGCAGCUUUGGGUACUCGACCUGCACUCAACAUGGAGGAGCUAGAUGAUUCAUACAAGGAGGUUAUUGAACUGUUCCUGGUCUGCACAAAUGAAGAUGCUCAAAAACGACCCUCAGCUGCACAGAUAGUGGAAGCAUUGGAGGCAACGAUCAAAAAGAAAUAAUUAAGUGUUUUUCUCACUUGUUUUGCCAAUUUAAUCCUCCAGAUUUAAAGCUGUUACUUGCUAUUCAUUCUCUUGAUGUAAUUUAAAUCUUUAUUUCUAACUAUUUAUCUUGCUGUAAUAAAUUCCUUGUUUAUUAUCACAAUAAAAUCUCAAUGAUCCA
Leucoraja erinaceus (little skate) is the source of this 1293-nucleotide messenger RNA. It is a transcript of the gene pbk, whose product is annotated as PDZ binding kinase. NCBI's taxonomy places the organism in Eukaryota, Metazoa, Chordata, Chondrichthyes, Rajiformes, Rajidae. Bases 165 to 1133 code for a protein of 322 amino acids. The transcript is spliced from 8 exons. The record is from RefSeq and is a predicted model, not a curated record. Gene Ontology annotation, molecular function: ATP binding; protein serine/threonine kinase activity. Gene Ontology annotation, biological process: protein phosphorylation.